Molecule: messenger RNA, 1181 nt
Organism: Drosophila simulans
Lineage: Eukaryota; Metazoa; Arthropoda; Insecta; Diptera; Drosophilidae
Product: cuticle protein 16.5-like
Exons: 5
Coding region: 149-1099 (316 amino acids)
Source: RefSeq, a predicted model, not a curated record
UGGAAUAACUCUUGGUGGCCACUGAAUGCGAUUGCCUGAGGUCACAGAAGCAGUCCCGAUACGGCGUAUAAAUAGUGGUAUGGAAUGUGUUGGACGGCAUCAGACAAGUUCAAGUUUUCGAACCUAAAGCACCAGAUCCAUAAUCAAAAUGUUCAAAUCCGCCGUCGUCGUUCUCGCUCUCGUCGCCUGUGCUGCUGCCAAGCCUGGACUCCUGGGUGCUCCCCUGGCAUACACUGCUCCUCUGGCUUACUCUGCUCCUCUGGCCUACUCUGCUCCUGCUGCCGUGGUAGCUGCUCCCGCUCCAGUUGUGACCGCCACCAGUAGCCAGGUGAUCGCCAGGAACUACAAUGGAAUCGCCGCUGCUCCUGUGAUUGCUCCCGUUGCUGCUCCUUUGGCUUCUCCAGUUGUGGCCAAGUACGCUGCUGCUCCUGUGGUGGCCAAGUACGCUGCUGCUCCUUUGGCCUACGCUUCUCCUUUGGCCUACUCCGCUCCUCUGGCUUACACUUCUCCAUUGGCUUAUAAAGCGCUUCCGGCUGCCGCUCCAGUUCUUCUAUCACGUAGCCAGUGGACAAGUUAUUGGCCACCGGCUGCCGUCGCUGGAUGCGUGAUAUUUAAAAGUGGCCAAAAUGCCAUCAUGUUCAAAUACGCCGUUGUCAUCUGCGCCCUGAUCGCCUGUGUGGCUGCCAAGCCAGGAUUGCUGCACACUCCUCUGGCAGCUCUGCCUGCUCCGCUGAUUGCUGCCCCCGCUCCCGUGGUCACUGCCGCCAGUAGCCAAGUCGUGGCCAGGACCUUCAACGGCAUCGCCGCUGCCCCAGUGAUCGCCCAAGUUCCGGUGGCUCCUGCUCCAGUUGUGAGGACCCUAGCAGCUCCCCUGCGCGCUCCAGCUCCCGUUGCUUUCGCCGCUCCUCUUCCCGCUCCAGUCGCUGCUCCUCUGGCUGCUCCCAUCCUCAACAGAGUGGCUCCAUUUGCUGCUCCCAUUGCCACCCCCUUCGCUGCUCCGUACGCCCAUCCCUAUGCUGCGCCCGUUUUGGCCAAAUACGCGGCUCCACUGGGUUAUGCCCCAGCACCUUUGAACUAUGCCGCGCCCGCUUUGUGGUAAAGGGAAAAUCGCAUACCCCGGGAUUAAGCAACCGUUUGUGUGUUCAAUGACUGAUAGCCCUUAAUAAAACUCGUUAAAAUUG